AUGCGUCAAGCCCCGGGCGGAUUUAAUGGACCAAGAGCACGAUAUGUGCCCAACAGUGAUGGUCCAUCUCGUCGAGUCUAUCGUUCAUCUUAUGUUCGACCACGUUAUCGAUAUAGACCACCACUAGUACGACCAGUAGUACCAGCUGGUCGAGCACCCGGUGGUGCUGGUCUUCUUGCAGCUAUUCUUGGACCCAUUGGUGGUCUUACUGGAUGUUUAUGUUGUCUUAUGACUAUUGGUGUAUGGGGUUUAUUUAUCACGGCUAUUCCAUUGACUGUCUUUAUUAGUCGAUGGUUACGUGAUUAUAAGAAUCGUAAUGGUCUAAAUGGUGCCCAAGAACUUAUUGCUCCACAUAUGCUUCUUUUAUUAGUACUCGGGGUUGCAGUCAUGUAUAUACACGGUUGA
Rotaria sp. Silwood1 is the source of this 405-nucleotide messenger RNA. The record is from the annotation of a GenBank genome assembly. Lineage: Eukaryota; Metazoa; Rotifera; Eurotatoria; Philodinida; Philodinidae.